Molecule: messenger RNA, 1374 nt
Organism: Plasmodium vinckei vinckei
Lineage: Eukaryota; Apicomplexa; Aconoidasida; Haemosporida; Plasmodiidae
Product: serpentine receptor, putative
Exons: 7
Coding region: 1-1374 (457 amino acids)
Biological process (GO): response to pheromone; G protein-coupled receptor signaling pathway
Source: RefSeq, a predicted model, not a curated record
AUGAACAAGGUGUAUCAAAGGAAAAAGCUACUUGUCUUUUUGUUUUUUUUAUUGUACAUAUCAAAUUUGGGUAAUCAAAAUUUAUUACAAUACGAAGAUUCAUAUAUAGCUGAACAUAAUGAGAGGGGUAAAUAUAGCUACUCAAUUUUUUCUCCGCUAGUUGAAUAUAUUAAGGGGAGUAAUAAAAUAGAGGAAAGAAGAUCAUUUUCUUUUUUUGUAUCAUCAAAAGUAAUAUAUGGAUUAUAUCAUAAUAAAAAUUAUAGUAAAUUUUCAGACUUUUGUUUUAUUAAAAAGAAUAAUGAAAAUAAAGGAUCGGUUAUACUUUUAAAUUCAUAUUCCCCUAAUACUAAGCUUUUAGUUUUAGAUAAAACAGAUAAUGAAAUUUAUAAUUAUACAGAAAAUAAAAAUGGAAAGAAAUGUGAAGACUUAGAAAAAGAAGCAUUGUAUGUAUAUCAUUUUCGUGAUACACCACAAGAAAAUAUAAAUAACAAUUAUGUUUUUUAUAAUAAAGAUAUAGAUCAACAAUUAGAGAAUAAAUUAUUAAAUUUUAUUAUACUUCAUUGUGAUACUAAAUUUAAGAAUGCUUUUAAAAUCGAAUUUGUAAAUAAUGACAAUUUUUUGAGAAACCAUUUUUCAUGUGAAGAGCAAGGUCUCAUCGAGAUAUACAUGCUACUGUUUGUAAUAUCGACAGUUUUGUCGUUGGUAUAUGUUCGAAAGAGAAGUAUGUUGAGUAGAGAGAAUGGGGCAUUAAAAGAGUCAGUUCAUUUUGGAGUUUUGUUUUUUUAUUUUUCAAAUAUUUUUUAUUUAAUUCAUAUAUAUUCGUAUGCAUUUAAUGGGACAGGGUUUAGUAUACUAAAAGUUUUAAGCCAAAUAUAUGAAGCAAUUUUUGAUUGUAUAACAUUGACAACAAUUUUUUAUAUAGUAAAUAAUAUUAAUAAUAAAAAGAAAAGGAAAGAGGAUACUAUAAAAACCGGAUUUAUAUAUUCCAUACUAAAGUUCUUUUAUAUUUUAUUUGAGAUGGAGAACCACCAAAGUUUGAAUGUAUAUUCAAGUUUGCAUUCCGUUGUAGCGUUUCCUUUUGUUAGCCACAGAGUGAUUAUUUCUGUGUUAAUAUAUAACAAUUGUAAAAAAUUGCUGAAGGAAAAAACCAGUGCAAGUGAUAAAACCAGGGUCCUUUGGGAUGCGUCUAUAUACAUGGGAUGGUUUCUCUCUAUUCCGUUCAUUUAUUUUUUUUUGUGGAAUGCUUCAAUGCACUUUACCCAUUUGUUCAUUCAUUUCUCCAACCUAUGCAUUUUAAUAUGUUUGGUAUACAAAAUUUCAGAGAAAAAGUAUAAUAUUUUGGAAUCCAAUCACCCAUAUAUAGAUAUGGAAUAA